Didymodactylos carnosus is the source of this 2157-nucleotide messenger RNA. Lineage: Eukaryota; Metazoa; Rotifera; Eurotatoria; Philodinida; Philodinidae. The record is from the annotation of a GenBank genome assembly.
AUGCGUAUACCAAUUAUAACUCAAAAUUUCAUAUCACCUCAUCAAAAUGGCACAUCUGAUUUGUAUGGCACACAACCACUCAUGUUACUACCACAAUCUCAGCAAACUAUAUUCGAUGGACAACAACAAAAUAGUUUUAAUAAUUUAUUUUUACACGAUUUAAAUCGUCAUCGCACUACGUAUAUACGUAGUUAUAAUGCUUACGAAACAGUCAAAAAGCGUCAAGAUUUUGUUCUACGUAAAGAAAACUUAAAAUCAUUGUAUCGUAUAGAAGAUCGGCUAGAACGAAAAAAAGAACAACACAUCGGUCAAACAUUACAUGCCUAUGAACAAUGUUUUGUUAAAGUGAUUAAUAAUAAUCCAUACAGCUCAAUAAUUGGACAACGACCUCGAACAGCCGCACCCAUACAGCUUCAAGUACAAUUACCGGUGGCAUUCGAUAAAUUUCAUUCGCAUCAUUUGUCACAUUCGAAUCCGGCUAUAAAGACUGAACAAGAUUCAAAUUCUCAACAACAGCAACGGCCACAGACGUCGGUUUCCCAACAAGCUUUCUAUCGUUAUCAAAAAAAUCACAGACCAAAAUUUAAACAGUCAAACGUCAUCUAUAAAACAGUGCAAUCAUUUCAUGAUGCUUGUUUGCAGCAGCAGCAACAACAAAAACAACCUGUCGUACAACACCAAUCAAAGGACUUUCUAUCGUUUACAGAGAGUUAUUUACAAAAAUUUGAUAAUAAUAGUUUUCCUAAUGCAAAGCAGACAUCAUCGACGAUUAUUUGGCAAAAACCAUGUGGAAAUGAACGACAAAGACCAUUAUCAGCAGUUCCCAGUUUUGAAAGUGUUACAGCUGUCGAUACAAAAAAUAAAAAACACCGGCAACAGGAACAAGAUGUAACUAUUAAAGUAGCAAUACAACAACGAACAAAAACACCACGAUCCUCACCAAUACUUGACGCGGUCGAAAAUGAAAUACAGCUUAACGAUGAUGCUCAUUCUGACGAAGGAAAAAAACUCCGACAAAAACCGUUUGGCUCAAAAAACAAUAAUACACAAUCGCUGAUAACAAAUUUGACAACAGGUAACGACAAAAAAUCAACUGUUAUUACAACGACGGACGACGAUAUUGUAAAAGAAGCAAUGUUUAUCAGAAAUUAUAACGAACCAAAAACUACACCGACAUCGUCUGUUAUCAAUUCUCAAGCGAAAUCUACGAUAACAGUACAUCAAAAAUCUUCGCCAUCUUCGUCCACCGUUAUUAGACGAAGAUUGUCUGUAUCAUCGAGUACCAGUAAACUACUGAAAUCAUCAACAAAUUCACAACUCGUUGAGACAGAACUAACAGUUAUUGCAAAACAACCGGAAGAGUUAAUAGUAGAAUCAAUGCAACAACAGUCGCAAGAACAAGGUAUAAAAGAAAAAAAAGAUGAUGACGAAAUUGGUACUGUUCAUAACACAAAACUAAUAAAAAAACUACCAUUACCGAACAAACGAACAAAAACAAGCGCUUUUGAUAAAAAUAGUGAAACACUAAAUGAUAUGGUAAUAUUCGAACAUGGUUUGAACGAUAAAUCUAAAAAUAGUCGAGAUAAUGUAGAUGACGAAGAAAACGUAAUGAUGAAAAAUGAUAACGGAAUAACGGAUUUAUUAGAGAAAAUCAAACAAGGAACAAAUCCAUUACUUUUGGGACAAACGGCACUAUCACAACAAGGUUGUCGAUUUGAACUACCUUAUGAUUUGAAACAAUUAGAAAAAUUAAAACCAACUGAAUACUUGAGUCGAUAUUGUCGUUUAUCAUCACGACGACAAUAUUUAUUCCGUCGAAUAUUUGAUAAAUUUUGUAACAAUAAUUAUCGAGUAGAAGUCAGCAAUCUUUACAAUGCGAUUAUGGAGAUACACGCGAAUAGUUUCAAUCAAGAUCACUGGAAUAAACUAUUGAAAUUAAUUGGUGUACGAGAAGAAACAGAAGUAACAUUUGAUGUAUUUGCGGGUAUUACUGCGUUAUGCGGACGUUUGUUAUACAACGAACAGAAAACAAGUACACAAGAUUCAGAUGAUUUUCAUAAAGAUAUCCUAGAAAGAUGUGAUUUUGAAAAUUUGCAUAGAAAACUCGAUGGAUUAAAUAUACCAUAUACGAUCAGACAAUUACUUCAUGCACUUUAA